Messenger RNA from Suncus etruscus (white-toothed pygmy shrew), 2027 nucleotides. RefSeq names its product patatin like phospholipase domain containing 2 (gene PNPLA2). The record is from RefSeq and is a predicted model, not a curated record. The transcript has 9 exons. The coding region runs from base 220 to 1671 and encodes 483 amino acids. Gene Ontology annotation, molecular function: triacylglycerol lipase activity. Lineage: Eukaryota; Metazoa; Chordata; Mammalia; Eulipotyphla; Soricidae. Gene Ontology annotation, biological process: positive regulation of triglyceride catabolic process; triglyceride catabolic process; lipid homeostasis. Gene Ontology annotation, cellular component: cytoplasm; lipid droplet; membrane.
CUUGGCCGGCGGGGACCUCGGAGCGCUCGGACCGCGACCCCGACUUUGACAGCGACUGUCAGCGCCGCCCGGCCGCGCCGCCCGGCCGGAUCGGCUCCAGAGCGAGCGGCGGCGACUGCGGACAGCGAGGAGGAGGAGGAGGAGGAGCGGCCGGCCACGGCCAUCCUGGCCACCCCGGCCACCCCGGGCCUGCCCUCUGCAGCCCCGCCGCCCGGCGCGAUGUUCCCCCGGGACGCGUCGUGGAACAUCUCGUUCGCGGGCUGCGGCUUCCUGGGCGUCUACCACAUCGGCGUGGCGUCCUGCCUGCAGGAGCACGCGCCCUUCCUGGUGGCCAACGCCACCCACAUCUACGGCGCCUCGGCGGGCGCGCUCACGGCCACCGCGCUGGUCACCGGCGCCUGCCUGGGCGAGGCUGGGGCCAACAUCAUCGAGGUGUCCAAGGAGGCCCGGAAGCGGUUCCUGGGCCCUCUGCACCCCUCCUUCAACCUGGUGAAGACCAUCCGCGCCUGCUUGCAGAAGACGCUGCCGGCCGACAGCCAUGAACGCGCCAACGGCCGCCUGGGCAUCUCCCUGACCCGCGUGUCGGACGGCGAGAACGUCAUCAUUUCCCACUACGGCUCCAAGGACGAGCUCAUCCAGGCCAACGUCUGUAGCACCUUCAUCCCCGUCUACUGUGGCCUCAUUCCACCCUCACUCCAGGGUGUGCGCUAUGUGGACGGCGGCAUCUCAGACAACCUGCCGCUCUAUGAGCUCCGGAACACCAUCACCGUGUCGCCCUUCUCGGGCGAGAGCGACAUCUGCCCGCAGGACAGUUCCAGCAACAUCCACGAGCUGCGAGUCACCAACACCAGCAUCCAGUUCAACCUGCGCAACCUCUACCGCCUGUCCAAGGCGCUGUUCCCACCCGAGCCCCUGGUUCUCCGUGAGAUGUGCAAACAGGGGUACCGCGAUGGCCUGCGCUUCCUGCGGCGGAACGGCCUCCUGAACAGACCCAACCCCUUGCUGGCUCUGGCUGCCGCCCGGCCCCCUGUCCCAGAGGACGAGGAGGAGGAGGAGGUGGAGGCCUCCCUGGAGAGAGCCCGAAUGCAGGGCCCCCUGCGCCCGCCCCGGGAGGACCACCUCAUCCUGGAGCGCCUGCCCACGAGACUCAAUGAGGCCCUGCUGGAAGCCUGCGUGGAGCCCAAGGACCUGCUGACCACACUCUCCAACAUGCUGCCUGUGCGCUUGGCCACGGCCAUGAUGGUGCCCUACACACUGCCUCUGGAGAGCGCCCUGUCCUUCACCAUUCGCUUGCUCGAGUGGCUGCCCGACGUCCCCGAGGACAUCCGGUGGAUGAAGGAGCAGACGGGCAGUAUCUGCCAGUACCUGGUGAUGCGUGCCAAGCGGAAGCUGGGCAACCACCUGCCCUCGAGGCUGGCUGAGCAGGUGGAGCUUCGCCGCGUGCAGUCCCUGCCUUCUGUGCCCCUGUCCUGCGCCACCUACAGCGAUGCGCUGCCAGCCUGGGUGCGGAAUAGCCUCCUGCUGGGCGAUGCACUGGCCAAGUGGGAGGAGUGCCAGCGGCAGCUGAUGUUCAGCCUCUUCUGCACCAACGUGGCCUUCCCGCCCGACGCCCUGCGCAUGCCAACGCCCCCCAGCACCCCGCAGCACCCCCCGGGCCUGCCCCCGUGCUGAGCGCCCCGGGGUUCCCCCCUGGCCCCACACCUCCCUGCCCCCAUGACCGCCGCGAGGGGCCCCGGGCCGGCUGUAGGAGGACUGUGCUCCCCAUUGCCAGCCUCUCCCCUCUCCACUAGGAGCCUGGCAUCUUGCCCAGUGCCCUGCCCACAUCGGAAGGGAGGGUGCCCCCUUUCCCCUCACCAGUGCCUUCGGAACUGGAUGCCAGGGGGAUGUCCCUGCCACCCCUUCCGCCCCUGCGUGCGGUAUUAUUAACUCGGGGACCCCCUUGCCGUGCCUGAUUCCUUCACCCUUUUUUUGCUGAAGGACUUUAUUUAUUUUUGCCCAAGCAGAUGUAAUAAAUGUACCAGCACACA